AUGGCAGCCGUAGCAGCACCUCCAAAGGCCUCUUGGGCAGAUGACGUUGACGAAUUCAGUGACUUGCCACAGAACUCGGAUACCGUAGACGAGAAUGGAAUCCGUACUAUUAUCGAAUACAGCACAAACGAAGAGGGAAAGCGCAUUAAAACGACCCGCCGCAUAAAACGCACACUCAAAAAAGCCCUCGUCGAUCACGCCACAGCUGAACGCAAACAAUGGGUCAAAUUUGGGAACGAAAAGGGUAACAAGCCAGGCCCGGAUCGUGCUACUACAACGGUCGGAGAGGCACUGGGAUUAAAGUUGAGCGCUGGACCCAAGAACUCGGAACCUGAACCCGAUCCAGAUGCUGCCGCCCGUGCUGCGCUUGGUGGCAAGAAGAUUUUGUGUCGUGUUUGCCAGGGAGACCACUUUACCACCAAGUGUCCUUACAAGGAGACUCUUGGACUUGGUACUAGCGAUGAUAUGCCUCCACCGGAGGAUGGCCCCGCUGCUCGUCCUGAACAACCCACUGGAGGAAAAUAUGUUCCUCCCUCUAUGCGUGCUGGUGCUGGUGCGGGCCGUGGCGGAGAAACCAUGUUCCGAAACAACAGAGACGACCUUCCCACUCUGCGUGUUACAAACGUUAGCGAGGAUACACAAGAAGACGAUUUGCGCGAUCUAUUCUCCAAGUUCGGGCGCGUUGCGCGUGUUUACGUUGGUCGGGAUCGCGAAACCGGUGCCGGCAAAGGAUACGCGUUUGUCAGUUUCGAGGAAAAGGCGAAUGCGGAGAGGGCGAUGCAAAAAGUCCAUGGCAUGGGCUACGACAAUCUGAUUCUGAGCGUCCAGUGGUCGCAACCGAGAGAACCCAGGGCUGGAUAG
Messenger RNA from Rhizoctonia solani, 861 nucleotides. RefSeq names its product eukaryotic translation initiation factor 3 subunit G. The transcript is spliced from 10 exons. Bases 1 to 861 code for a protein of 286 amino acids. Gene Ontology annotation, cellular component: cytoplasm; eukaryotic translation initiation factor 3 complex. The record is from RefSeq and is a predicted model, not a curated record. Gene Ontology annotation, molecular function: RNA binding; translation initiation factor activity. Lineage: Eukaryota; Fungi; Basidiomycota; Agaricomycetes; Cantharellales; Ceratobasidiaceae.